CGAGCCCGUCCGGCCGCCGCCCCUGCCGCGCGGCCGCCGCCAUGGCGAGUGACAGCGGCGGGCCCGGCGGGCCGAGCGCCAGCGAGCGCGAGCGACAGUACUGCGAGCUGUGCGGGAAGAUGGAGAACCUGCUGCGCUGCAGCCGCUGCCGCAGCUCCUUCUACUGCUGCAAGGAGCACCAGCGCCGGGACUGGAAGAAGCACAAGCGCGUGUGCCAGGGCGCCGAGGCCGCCGCGCCCCCGCCGCCGCCGCCGCUGCCCGCGCCCGUCGCCCAGCCCCGGCCCGCGUCCCCGCCCCGCGCGGCCCACGGCGGCCCCGGCCCCGCGGUGACGGGCGAGGCGGAGCCGGGCCGGGAGGAGGAGGAGGCGGGCCGCGCGCACCCCCCGCCGCCGCCCCCGCCGCCGCCGCCGCAGGACAGGGCCAACCUGUGCCCGCCGGGGGACGCGCCUGGAGAGGGCCUGAGCCCCGGCGGCGCGCGGCCCAACGGGCAGACGAAGCCGCUGCCCGCGCUGAAGCUGGCGCUCGAGUACAUCGUGCCCUGCAUGAACAGGCACGGCAUCUGCGUGGUGGACGACUUCCUGGGCAAGGAGACCGGGCAGCAGAUCGGCGACGAGGUGCGCGCCCUGCACGACACCGGCAAGUUCACGGACGGCCAGCUGGUCAGCCAGAAGAGCGACUCGUCCAGGGACAUCCGGGGCGACCAGAUCACCUGGAUCGAGGGCAAGGAGCCCGGCUGCGAGACCAUCGGGCUGCUCAUGAGCAGCAUGGACGACCUGAUCCGCCACUGCAACGGCAAACUGGGCAACUACAAGAUCAACGGCCGCACCAAGGCCAUGGUUGCUUGUUAUCCAGGCAAUGGAACGGGUUAUGUGCGUCACGUGGAUAAUCCAAAUGGAGAUGGAAGAUGUGUGACAUGUAUAUAUUAUCUUAAUAAAGACUGGGAUGCCAAGGUAAGUGGAGGUAUACUUCGAAUUUUUCCAGAAGGCAAAGCCCAGUUUGCUGACAUUGAACCCAAAUUUGAUAGACUGCUGUUUUUCUGGUCUGACCGUCGCAACCCUCAUGAAGUACAACCAGCAUACGCUACAAGGUACGCAAUAACUGUUUGGUAUUUUGAUGCAGAUGAGAGAGCACGAGCUAAAGUAAAAUACCUAACAGGUGAAAAAGGAGUGAGGGUUGAACUCAACAAACCUUCUGACUCGAUCAGUAAAGACGUCUUGUAGAGCCUCCCAUCCAGCAAUACCCCACUCACCGACAAUAAUUGUUGGCACUGUUUGUUAACUUGUGAAUACAAAUAAGCGGGAUAAUUAAUGGGAAAGAAAAAUAGACAACCCGUUGGCAUUUUAAUAAGGAACCAGAAGCAACUUUUCUGUGUUGCACCAAACGGAAGAUCCCGACUGCUGUGACUGUGCUGCACGGUCGACCCCCCAUCUGUGAUCGCUCACGGGAGGAAGCUACGCUGUCCAUUGGAAGUGGUUUUCACAUCUGGACGUGAAAUAAGUGCCCUAUGUAGAAUUUUGUCCUUCUCAUGUUUUGCCAGAUCUGUCAUCUAGCUGAGUUCAUUUUAUCUCUCCUUUUUUUUAUAUCAAGUUUGAGAUUUGGUAAUUUUUGUAUGAUUAGGUACAAUUUAUCAAAACUGAAUUGAGAAAAAAAUUACAGUAUUAUUCCUCAAAAUAACAUCAAUCUAUUUUUGUAAGCCUCUUCAUACUAUUAAAUUUUGCCCUCAAAGACUUCUUAUAAUGAUUGUUGCCAGCGACUGAUGAUUAAUUUUCUUUAUACUCAAAGUAAGAAAAGGAGCACUUUAAUUGCCAACUGAAAAAUCAGAUUAUUUUGUAGUCCUGUCUUACACUAGUUUGAACUCGUAAAGAUUGCUGCUGUAGUUUUUUUGACAUUGUAAUAAUGAGACUUAACAGUAAAAGUCACCAUUGACUACCAGUAACUUUUAGUUCAUGUUCUGCAAGAUAAAAAUACACUGUAAGAAGGGUUUAUCUUUUAGGUUAAAUUUUUUUAAAAAUUAAAGCGACUGGCACUAAAUGAACUUGAGAUUAUCCUCUGACUCAAGUUCCUAAGAUAAAGGGCUUUCUUACACUUUCAGGUGCAUCCUUUCCAUGUAGACGAUAACAUCCCAUUUCUAAGACUUUUCCUUUUGCUUCUCAAACUGAUUGUCCUUCCAAAUUUGCUUUUGUGCUUUCUUUCUAAUACUGUGGUCCUCCCGAUGUGCCGACCGGACCUGGCUUCUGUUAAAGAGUAUCAGUGGAGGGUCCGUAUCCACCGAGACCGAAAUGUGGUGUCACAGAGUGAACGCGGUGACCCUCAGACAUCUUCUGAAGCGUUCCCCAAACGCCGUGCUGGCCACCUCAUCAGCACUGAAAAAUGUCUGUUUAGCUUAGGAAAACAAACCCCCAAAAAGUGAAAAUUUUAUUUUUAUGUUUCAUGGGUUUUCUUUUAGAAUAAGAGGGAAUUAUUACAAAAUCGCACACGGCCUCCCAGACUUCUGUUUAGAGAGUGAACUGGGAUGGACGUCUUAGGCUUCACUGCCCUCGCUCUCCAGCAAAACCCAAAGGGCCGUGUCUGUAUUUUCCGUGAAUCGUGGGUGUAAAGACCUUGCCCACUUAGGUUUCCUAUCUCUGUCCUUGAUCUUUGCCAAAAUGUGAUUAUACGGAAAUACUUCUGUAUAUUUCAACUUACGAGAGUUCUACCGUCUAUAUAGUGUGUGUUCAGUUAGACCUUUUCUAUGGAAAGCUCAGUAAUUUUUAUUAAAAGAUUGCUAUUGUUCAUGUAAAACAUGAAAGAAAAUUGUUUAGUGAAGCUGACGGUGCAGACUUAGGUGGGGAUUAAAUAUCUGGUGUUGUGAUGUCACCGAGGAGAACUUGCAGGAGGAAGCGAUGGCUGGUUGUUUUCCUUGCCCCUGUUAUUUUGUUCCACCGACCCUCCCUCGAUCCAGAUGAUAACGUGACAUCCCUACAGUAAGUGCCUCUGCCAGCCGGGCCGGGAGUGCAGGCUGUCGCUGCCAUCUGGUCUACCGUGCGGUGCACUGCCUUGGACCGCAGCUCAAAAGCACCAUCAUUUUUAGGGUUCAUAGAAACUGUUUUACGUUGAUGGGAGGUUUGUUUGAUUAUCCAGAUAGACAGCAACAGCCUUUUAAUUUGGGGGCCCCUGCUGUCAUUCAAAUGUGUACCUCCGCAGUCGUACAAAGUGUCAGAUUCCGCUGUCUGGGUUGUGCUUGCCAGAGAGGUCAGAAAUUGUAUAUUUUUUGGAAAAGUUUAUAUACUUUCUUGGAGACCAUUGUGAAAAGAUCAAGAAAUCAGGAUAAGCAUUUCUUUAAUAUCCAUUUAAAAUCUACUCAUUUCAUGUUAGUGGGACCGUUAACUUGUCACCAAGCAGGACUCUUUUUAAAACAAAAUUUAGAACUAUUUGUGGCCUAUAUGUGUUUAAUCCUGGUUAAAGAUAAAGCUUCAUAAUGCUGUUUUUAUUCAACACAUUAACCAGCUGUAAAACACAGACCUUUAUCAAUAGCAGGCAAGGAAUUUCAGGAUUCAUAUACAGAUAGAGUAUAAAGUCAUGUAAUUUGAAAAGCAUUGUUUCGUUAUGAAAGAGCUCUCGAGUUGCUUGUAAAGCUAAUCUAAUUAAAAAGAUGUAUAAAUGUUCUUGAAAAAUGA
Molecule: messenger RNA, 3656 nt
Organism: Cynocephalus volans (Philippine flying lemur)
Lineage: Eukaryota; Metazoa; Chordata; Mammalia; Dermoptera; Cynocephalidae
Gene: EGLN1
Product: egl-9 family hypoxia inducible factor 1
Exons: 5
Coding region: 42-1220 (392 amino acids)
Biological process (GO): cellular response to hypoxia; peptidyl-proline hydroxylation to 4-hydroxy-L-proline
Cellular component (GO): nucleus; cytoplasm
Molecular function (GO): ferrous iron binding; peptidyl-proline 4-dioxygenase activity; L-ascorbic acid binding
Source: RefSeq, a predicted model, not a curated record